AUGAUUGAACUGACUAAGUCUGGCAAGUCGCAGCAAGUGCUGGCGGCCCCGGCCGCCGACCAUGCCGGGCCCCUCAAUUGGUGCCCGCUGACGGCCAGUUGCCCGCCGGUGGAGGCGGGCUUCCCCGCGUCGCCGCCGGGCGGGCGGGGCGCGGGCGCCGCGAGCGCGGCGGAGCGCCUGCAGGCAAGCAUGCUGGCGGCGGAAGCCGCCCUCGCGGCGAUCGAGGCGGCAGAGGCGGAGGCGGCAUGGGCGGGGCCUCCGGCGGCAACGGUGGCCAGGGCGGCAGGCGACCAGGAGGCCGCCGCCGCGGCCUCCUUCCACGGGGCGGAGCGGUGGGCGCCGCCGCGCGGCGGCGCGGGCGGGUGCCUUGCUGCAGCCGACCGGGAGCUGCGUGACGGGGUCACCUCGCUGAUGCUUCGCAACUUGCCCUGCCGGCUCACCCAGCGGCAGCUCCUCGCUGAGGUCCACCGCACCGGCUUCGCCGGCAGAUGUGACUUCUGCUACAUGCCGCGCGACUUCGCCUCGGGCGAGAACCAGGGCCACGCGUUCUUGAAUUUCACGUCGACCGCGGCCGCCGUGGAGUUCAACCGGGCGUGGUCCCAGCGCCCGCUGUGCGCGGGCCAGAGGACCGGCCCGGCGGGAAUCGACAUCUCCGUGGCCGCCGUGCAGGGGCUCGCGGCCAACGCGGCGAAGUGGGAUAUCCCGCGGAUGAAGCGCGUGCGGAGCGGUGGGGAUACCG
Prorocentrum cordatum is the source of this 739-nucleotide messenger RNA. The record is from the annotation of a GenBank genome assembly. NCBI's taxonomy places the organism in Eukaryota, Dinophyceae, Prorocentrales, Prorocentraceae.